CUGUUCAAGAGGUGCUCUGUGUCUCUGUGGAGAGGGAAUGCUGCCCUGUGGCUGCAGAGUUUACCUCCAAUCUCCUUCAUUAACAGUGUUGUCUGACUUUCUCAUACUUUGUUUGUUUGUUUGAUCGUUUUUUGGUGAAUGUCUUUUUUUGUUUUCGAGGCUUGGCAAUUGCGCACACGCAGACGCCUAUCGUGGAUUGAUUAUAGUUCAUACAAAUGUUUUUCGCAAGAAAUAGGUAAUAAAUAGGUAAUAACUAAUGCAUCGCUCGUAAUACGCCCCCAUUGGGUUCCCCUCACUUUUAUAUUUGAGCUUCGCAAUGCGUGCUCCGAAGAAAAGUGUGUGUGUGUGUGUGGGGGGGACCCAAUUGGGGCGUAUUACACUCUAUUUCUUGCGAAAAAAUUGCUGCAUGUAUGACUUCAAUGUAGCAACAACAACCGCCCGAGGAAUGCAAGCCUCCUGAAGUCAGGGGCGGCGAAGAGUCUGUAGGCUACACGAGGAGAAUAAGAUGCCGCGGGCGCGCGUGAGGAUUGGUUAUAAAACGAGCCGAUGUUCUGCGUCCUGGCCAUACUCGUUCAAGCCUUGCUUGUAGCCGCGAAUAAUGGGAUCACUUUGGGUACUGGCUUUUGCAGCUAGCAUUGCACUCUGCGGUUCCCAGCUGCAGCAUUAUACGAAAUCACCAGAUGAACAUAACUGCGAUAACAGAGUCUGCGAGUAUGUGUACUCGUUCGAGGAUGAUUCAGUUCAAGGAGAAUGAUCAGCCACUGACGAUGAGCACCACUUGUACAGAUCAUGUGCGAUCAACUGGUACAUAUGGAUCUCUGAGUGCCACACGAUACUGUAUGUCAGUAUCAGAUGUGGGUGGAAGUAUCCUUACCUUCAGAGGCAACCAGACAACUGAAGCAGACAACAGAGAAACUUUGAUGAGGGAGUAUGCACUUGAGCGGCUCUCUGGAUGGUUCUGCUUUGUUCAGACCACUUUUGGUCAGGUGGUGUCAGUUUUCCACUCGACAACCGAAGAAGUCGAAGUAGUUAAUAUCAAGAAAGGCAUUGCUUCUGCUUUCCAAGCCAACCUUAGAGGGACAACUGAAGAAACUGAAAUUGACCCGCAGUCCAAACACAUCUCUCAUUACAGUUAUCCAGAUUCGGUAGACGAAGUGAGGAAAAUGCGUAGAACCAUCGACAGUGAAGAUAUCAUCGAGUUCCCAAUGCACAUUCCUACCCGAGAUGUCAAACUUCAUGAAGAAGAAGACAUUGAGUACAAAGACGGAAGACUGAUCAAAUCCAAUGGAACAUUGCACCUCUCCAUAGACUCAUCAUCAACCAGCAGACUUGAAGGGAGCGAUGAGUUUUCAAAUGCGUUUACUGCCCAUGGGUCUUUCAGUAUGGAGCUGAAACUCUGCAGGAUUUCUGCACGAUUUUCGCGGAAAAGAAGGGCCAUCCAAAAAAGUGUCGACGGUAGCUAUUCAGUAGAGGAAAACCUCAUGGCCACCUUUGAUGAGAGGAAGAUGGAGCUCGAGAAGCUAGAAACUUUACGCCGUGAUCUGAAAACACCCCAGCAAGUCCUUACAGCUCUUCAGAAUAUAAACAGUGGAAAAAAUUUCAAGGCCCUGGGACAAGUGAUGGUGUUGGAGCGUAAGUAUGGAGCAAUGGGUGUGUCUGUCACUGACACUGUCCUUUAUUACCUAAGAAAGAUACAAUCUGAAGAGGAUAUGACCCAGAGAGUGGCAAUCUACUCUCUACUCAGUUCUGAAGGCAGCACCAGGGCUGAAAAUGCAUUGAUGGAGAGGUUACUAGGAGAGGCUGUAUCUGAAUUAGAAAAGCAGUCGAUAAUUCUGGCGAUAUCAUUACUGUCAACACCCAGUCCUCAUGUGAUUCAGACUUUGGAAGAAAUGAUUUCGCAGAGUGGCAAUGAAUCUUCUACUCUUCUUCUAGCAUACGGUGCCAUUGUUGCUAAUGCUCCUUCCACUCAAAAGGAAAGGAUGGUAUCAUUUAUGACUGCUUUACUUCCUCCCGUCACAUCUGAAAGCACACACAGUGUAAUCCAUGUCUUGCAUGCGCUGGGAAAUACGAAGUCAUCGCUAGCAGUUGAGCAUAUAGUUCAGUACCUGUGGCAUGAAGAUGAAGACGUGAGAGUGACUGCAGUUACAGCAUUGAGGUUCUUUACUGCCAGACCCGACACCCAGCAGCAUCUACUAGACAUGUUACACGAUAGUUCAGACAGCAUGGUAGAAGCAAUCAUUCAUGCUUUACGUGAUGGAUAUGAGUACAAUAGAGAGAUGCCACUUGACCAAGAGCUUAUUGAGUCCUUGGCAAACAUAACCAUUAACCUUGGUAACUACUACCUUCAAGAUGAACUUAUGUACUUUCUUAGAGCUGUAGGAACACAUUCUAGUCUAGCUCUAGUUGACCUCAUUGUUAGCAGUAGAGCUGAAGAAGCCAGACUAAAACGAGACACAAGUACUAUUUGGGACGACCCCUCCUCAGAGUAUGACUUCAUCUGUCCUCUAUCGGAAAGGCAAGCUGAUGUGAGAAACUUUCCCUCUCACCAAAGCUGUCUGUGGAGUGAGACGGUUGGCAAAGACGAGGGAGAUCUUAAAGUAUACCUCAAGUCUGGAGUUGGGCUAUUUGCUGGUGGUAAUAAAUGCAACUGUGACUUAAAAGCACUGGGAAAGGCUGUCGUUCGUGGUCACCUUUUGGGAUGGGAAGCUGACGCUGUCAAAAUUCUUGGAUGUGUCUUGAAACAUAAUGGCAUAAUAAAAGUAAAAGCCUACAUUAAAUUCGUUGGAUUGGUUCUAUUGGAUGUUGACUUGCCUCUGAGUUACACUUACCAGCUACCACAAUAUGACCUCACACUAUUCUCUGUAUCGUACACAUUCAUUGUUUACAUUGUACCAGUAACUCUCUCUGCUAGUUUGCAAGUACACGUUGGGGGUCAGGUUUUUGCUGGGCUGGAAGUGGGUGAAAGUGGCAGUAUCAAGGGAACGGUCUCCUUCACUCCAUUUGUCACAGCUACUGUAGACGCCAGUGCUUCUGCCUCAAUUUUUGUGGCACAGGUUGGGAUAUUUCUAACUGGGACUAUCACCUACAAUAUCUCAGCCUGGGCAUCAGUUGCUGUCUGUCGACCUCAAAAUCCAUGGUUUGUGGAGAUAUAUCUUGGAGCAGACCACGGCUGGUCACCAACCAGCAUAACACUGGGAGCUUUCUACCAACUGCGAACCUGGACUUUUUCUUGGGGAAGUCGAAGGACAUGGAGUCCUCUCACCUACACUUGGACACUACCUGGCAGUGGACGCCUGCCACUCAUUGAGGAGUGCACAGACACAGAUGGUGGCGAGCCAACUCCUCCUGCUACAACCUGUCCGUCGGCCACUCCUGUCAGCACAAGCUCAACCACGCCUACAGCAUCUUGGGCUAAGUAUCGUCCAACUCCAACUCCAACUCCAGAAAUUGUCAUUCCUCAUGGAAGUGGUGCUGAACCUGCUCCUCCUACUAAACCUCCUCUUACUAAACCUAAACCUUUCUUUCCCCCUGUGUAACUUCAGUGUUACUGGUUAUUGAACAUCCCACAUUAGUGCAGUGGAAACGAAAGACAUUUCUAGGUAUAUUAUAGCUAAAAGUGUAGGAAUAUGAAAUGUACAAGAAGUAAGUGGUGUCCUGAAUAAUUGUACUUGAGUGUGAUAUUUAACAAUAAUUGAGGUCAAUAAUGAAA
Molecule: messenger RNA, 3709 nt
Organism: Geodia barretti
Lineage: Eukaryota; Metazoa; Porifera; Demospongiae; Tetractinellida; Geodiidae
Source: the annotation of a GenBank genome assembly